AUGGAGAGAAGUUGUUUCCUCUUGUCAAUCACCUUCUUGCUGGUGCUGCAGCUGCAGUACAGUUCUAUAGGCACAGUAGGUGCAACACAAACCAACAUCACCACAGACCAGUCUGCUCUUCUUGCUCUGAAAGCCCAUGUCACUAGUGACCCUCACAACAUCUUGGUCAAUUGGUCAACGACCACCUCCGUUUGCAAUUGGGCUGGCGUUGUUUGUGGUGCUCGUCACCUCAGAGUAGCAUCAUUGAAUCUCUCGUUUAUGGAUCUCACAGGCACCAUUCCACCAUACUUAGGCAACCUCUCAUUUCUUGUUGAGCUGGACUUGAGAAACAACAGUUUUCAUGAUACCCUGCCCCAUGAAUUGUCUUAUUUACGUCGCCUGAAGUUUAUUGGCUUAAGAUUCAAUAAUUUUAUGGGGUCCAUUCCAUGGUGGUUUGGGUCCUUCCCCAAACUUCAAAGAUUGGAUUUGUAUGGCAAUCAGUUUUCAAGUACCAUAACUUCGACUAUCUUCAACUUAUCUACAUUGCAAGACAUAAAUCUAAGCUAUAACAAACUAUCAGGUACUUAUGUGUCAACAAGGUGCGAUAUCCAAAGAAAUAGGGAACUUAACAAUGUUGAAGAAGACAUACCUUAA
Molecule: messenger RNA, 633 nt
Organism: Prunus avium (sweet cherry)
Lineage: Eukaryota; Viridiplantae; Streptophyta; Magnoliopsida; Rosales; Rosaceae
Source: RefSeq, a predicted model, not a curated record